Molecule: messenger RNA, 944 nt
Organism: Coccinella septempunctata (seven-spotted ladybird)
Lineage: Eukaryota; Metazoa; Arthropoda; Insecta; Coleoptera; Coccinellidae
Product: rab-like protein 3
Exons: 1
Coding region: 189-869 (226 amino acids)
Biological process (GO): intracellular protein transport
Cellular component (GO): endomembrane system
Molecular function (GO): GTPase activity
Source: RefSeq, a predicted model, not a curated record
CAUUUCCACCAAAUGAAAAAUUCUGAAUCGUGUUUUUUUUUCAGUGAAUAAAUAACAACAAAUAAAAUCAAAAAAGAACAAAAUCCUCCGAGGAUAAGAUUCGAUUAGCUACAAAAGUAAAAUAAAAAUCGUCGAAAUCCACCGAAAGCCUAUAAUUUAGAUUUAUGCAUUAGAUUAACGAAGGAAGAAUGAAUACAUCAAUAAAAAGGGUGAGAAUUAUGGUGUUGGGGGAUUCAGGUGUAGGCAAAACUUCCUUAGUAAAUCUCAUUGCUCACAAUGAACCACUGAAAUCUCCUAGUUGGACUAUAGGAUGUUCAGUUGAAGUAAAAUUGCAUGAAUACAAAGAAGGAACAAGAGAUCAAAAAACAUAUUUUAUAGAAAUGUGGGAUAUAGGAGGAAAUAAUAUAGGAAGAAACGAAAGGCAUGUUUUUUAUAACCCAUGUCAUGGAAUCAUUUUGGUGCAUGACUUCACCAAUAAGAAAUCUGAAGAACAUUUAAAUGACUGGUUGCAAGAACUCAUUAAUCGAGAAGGAACCAACACCUCAUUGACUUCCAUUACUAGCUUUGAUGAAUUCGAUCCUGAAAAUUAUAUGGGAAGUAAUCAAAUUCCUAUCUUAGUUGUUGGUACCAAAAUAGACCAGGCUAGUGAGAGAAAGCCUUGUGUUAGGUCCUUCGCAAGUCAAAUAGGAGCAGAUGAGAUCUUAUUAGACAACAGACAAACUAGAUAUUUGGCUGCUGGAACUUCAAAUGCUGUAAAACUUUCGAGAUUUUUCGAUAGAGUCAUUGAUUAUAGUAAUAGAUCACAAUAUACUAACUCAGUAUCAUCCCCGAUAUAUUCCUCUAAAUUUGUUAUACCUCAUCAAGACUAAUUUAUCAAAUAUUCUUUAAUAUUAUGUAUUUAUAAUUCGACGAAUUAAAUUUUUAUAUAUUAUCAUUACAUUAAA